This is a messenger RNA of Pungitius pungitius (ninespine stickleback), 2938 nucleotides long. It is a transcript of the gene slc1a3a, whose product is annotated as solute carrier family 1 member 3a. Gene Ontology annotation, molecular function: neutral L-amino acid transmembrane transporter activity; glutamate:sodium symporter activity; L-glutamate transmembrane transporter activity. The transcript has 10 exons. Gene Ontology annotation, cellular component: plasma membrane. The coding region runs from base 159 to 1769 and encodes 536 amino acids. The record is from RefSeq and is a predicted model, not a curated record. Gene Ontology annotation, biological process: L-aspartate import across plasma membrane; D-aspartate import across plasma membrane; L-glutamate import across plasma membrane. NCBI's taxonomy places the organism in Eukaryota, Metazoa, Chordata, Actinopteri, Perciformes, Gasterosteidae.
UUCUUCUCUUCAUUGCUGGUUGCUCACACAAACCAGCUCACAGCCAAAGAGCUCCUCUGUCCCCUGCACGCUGAUCGGGCUUUAAACCACAAACUUUCCCCAUGAAAACAAAUUGAGAUUACCAGAAGAAUUCACUGCUCAAGUUUAAAGUGGCAGACAUGGUUCAAAGCAACGGGGAGAACCCACAAAGGAACCGAAGAGGUCUCCACCAGAUCCGGUCCGCGAUCCAGACCCGGUCCCUGUUGGCCAAGAAGAGAGUGGAGAACAUCACAAAGAACGAUGUGAAGGGAUUUUUCACUCGAAACGCCUUUGUCCUCUUAACCAUCGCUGCUGUAAUUCUUGGCAUCGCACUUGGAUUUGCCCUGCGACCGUAUAAGUUGUCUUACCGGGAGGUGAAGUACUUCUCUUUCCCCGGGGAGCUGCUGAUGCGAAUGCUUCAGAUGCUGGUUCUGCCCCUGCUGGUUUCCAGCCUCAUCACCGGUAUGGCCGCUCUGGAUGGCCGUGCUUCUGGGAGAAUGGGCAUGAGGGCGGUGAUCUACUACACCACCACCACUGUCAUCGCUGUGUUCAUCGGUAUUGUCUUGGUUCUCAUCAUCCACCCUGGAAAAGGAUCAAGGGAUGAGUUCAUCAAACAGCCCAAGAUAGAGCAGAUCAACCCAGCUGAUGCCUUCCUGGACCUCAUCAGAAACAUGUUUCCUCCGAAUAUUGUGGAGGCUUGCACAAAACAGUUCAAGACGCAGUAUGCCAAGAGAGUGGUCCACGUGACGAUGACCGUGAAUGACACAAUAUUCUCGGUCAAUGGAAGCCAGGUGAUGAGCCGGGAGGAGAUGAUCCCAGUGCCGGGGUCGGUCAAUGGAGUCAACGCUCUGGGCCUGGUGGUGUUCUCUAUCUGCUUCGGUCUGAUCAUCGGGGGCAUGAGGGAGAAGGGCCAGCCCCUCAAGGACUUCUUUGACUGUCUCAACGAAGUCAUCAUGAGGCUGGUUGCCAUAAUCAUGUGGUAUGCCCCUGUUGGUAUCCUGUUCCUGAUUGCCGGCAAGAUCGUGGAGAUGGACGACAUCGCAGACAUGGGCGGCCAGCUGGGAAUGUACACGGUGACGGUCAUCUGCGGCCUGCUGGUCCACGCGGUAAUUGUCCUGCCGACGCUGUACUUCCUCGUCACCAGGAAGAACCCCUUUGUUUUCAUCGCUGGGCUGUUGCAGGCUCUCAUCACCGCCCUGGGAACGUCUUCAAGUUCGGCCACGCUGCCCAUCACUUUUAAAUGCCUGGAGGAAAACAACAAGGUGGAUAAGCGCGUCACCCGAUUCGUGCUCCCUGUCGGCGCCACCAUAAACAUGGACGGCACCGCUUUAUAUGAAGCCCUGGCUGCCAUCUUUAUCGCUCAGGUCAACGAUUAUGACCUCAACUUUGGACAAAUUCUCACCAUCAGUAUCACGGCUACAGCAGCAAGUAUUGGAGCAGCUGGAAUCCCUCAGGCAGGGCUGGUCACCAUGGUGAUAGUGCUAACGUCUGUAGGCCUUCCCACUGAUGACAUCACACUCAUCAUCGCAGUUGAUUGGUUCCUGGACCGAUUGCGCACCACCACCAAUGUCCUUGGAGACUCCAUCGGUGCAGGUAUAGUGGAACAUCUGUCUCGCCACGAGUUGCAGAAGAAGGACCCUGAGGUGGGCAACUCGGUGGUGGAGGAGGCAGACAAGAAGCCGUACCAGCUCAUCUGCCAGGAGAAUGAGUGUGAUACCGAGAGGUCCGUAGACAGUGAGACCAAGAUGUAGGUUCUUAUCUGAGGCGGUCCGCAUUACAAGGAAAACUAUUGCACCGCAUUGAAUCACACUUUCAAACUAUGCUCUCCUUAAUUUUCCAUACCUUCACACAUUUGGAGGGUUUGAAAUGAAUUCAUCUAGAUUUUUGACUUUUGUGGCACACCUUUGACUUGAAAUAGUCUGCUGUUGCAUUGUCUUCUUGAGGGUUUACAGUAUGAUGCUGGGUACAAUAUAUUCCAUUGGUAGGCAGCUGAUCACUAUUAAGACACACUAAGAACUACAUUAAUGCCUGAUGGUCCAUGGCCUGCAUGCCACAUCCAACUCCUCUCAGACCUGUGAUGAUUAAUCUCCCCCACUAGAGGUCAGUAUUGCUCUUCACCCUUAUGCCACAGCAGCUUGUAGCCCGAGGCUUUAAAGUUGUUGUCUUUUGUCUUAGCUUGUUGCAAGUGAAAUUGUUCUUGUGAUAUGGUUGGAAAAUUCCAGCUGCUUUCGGAGAAAAAGGAUGUUUUUUCACAUGAGUGGCUUUAUGUGAGUUGAUGUAUCUUCCACCGACUGAGAGCCUUAUGUAAUUUACCCGUAGGCACUCAUCCUUUUUUAAUGUGGUGCUAUCAUAGAAUCUAUUGAACACUAUUCGGUUUGACGUAUUCCUCAAACCAAUCAUUACAAUCAUGAAGGUGAACAAACCAAAAUCACUCAGCCAUGUUUUUACCCCUACAUUUGAAAUCAUAAGCAAAUUAGAAUUGUAAACCAUUAUAUUUCAACCAAAAAAAGCACCAAAAAAACAUACUUAAAUGUAGUUUGUAAAUGUAACCAAUUACAUGACAGUAUGAAAUAUUUUUAAUUCAAUAAAUAAAACUGCAUCCAGUAGUUUGGAUAUUUAACUUUAAAUUGUAUCUUUUCUCAAUUCAGCUUCAUUUCAAAUGGAUGUUUUUUCAGUUGCUUUAUUAUGGAUGCAUGUUGUAGAGUUAACUAUUUCAGAUAAUUCCACAAACGUUUUGUUUUAGCUCUCUUGUACUUGAAUUAAUUCAGUAUAUGCAACAAUGUACAGGUUGCUUUGUAUAGAAGGUUAUUUUUAACAUACUGUGCUUGUAUAGAUACAUUUAGAAACAUGUGUACAUUAAUUGUAGAAUCAAAAUUGGAAAAAGGUUGCUUGAGGAUUGCGUAUGUAAAGAUGUUGUAAC